Molecule: messenger RNA, 1353 nt
Organism: Halichondria panicea
Lineage: Eukaryota; Metazoa; Porifera; Demospongiae; Suberitida; Halichondriidae
Product: E-selectin-like
Exons: 5
Coding region: 1-690 (229 amino acids)
Source: RefSeq, a predicted model, not a curated record
AUGGUCUGUACUAAUCUGAUGGAUCUAGUCAAUGAAGAUGUUGCUUACAAUAUGGACGACAGACCAGUAGAUACUGUGGCCACCUACACCUGUAACCAUGGCUACACUCUCAAUGGAGGCACCACCAGGACUUGUAGGAGUGAUGGAAUUUGGAAUGGGUCAGAUCCAACGUGUGAAGUUCUUAUGUGUCCUCCUCUACCAACCAUUACCAAUGGCAUGAUCUCCUACUCUCCUGAUGUCACCCCUGACUAUGACCUGGGAACUGAGGCAACCUACACUUGUGAGACUGGGUUCCAUCUUGAGGGUAAUGAGGUACGAGUGUGUAUGGAUGAUGAUGGAAUGAACGCCAUUGGAGUGUGGAGUGAUCAGGAGCCAAGCUGUGUCUCCCUCCCCCCUCCUGUACGCUCAGUGUUGUUCCAACUCAGACUCACCAACAUCAACAACUGUCCUGACUGGGUCGACCAGGAUGGGAGGAUAGAAGCUGUAAUGAGUGUGUUUGCUGCCGAGGUGGAGAGUCACUGUGGGUGUGGUUUCUCAAGCAUGGUCAUGACUGCCCCUCUCUUCCGCUGCUUCCCUGGGUCGGACAGAGCUGUCACAUUCCGAGCCACUCUAACCGAUUCCAGGCUCCUCACUCCCAUACAGGACUGGAUAAAAGUGACCAAUGAUUCAUUCCCAUUCAGAAUGUACUGAUUGAGGUGGAUAAGUCUUGUCAGGUGCAGAUAUCGAGCCUUGCAGACACAGAGUGCAGCAACCAGCCUGUAGCUGCAGGGAGCAGUAACCUAGCCGCUGUGGUUGGUGGAGUGGUGGGAGGAGUUGUCAUUGUCCUUAUCAUUGUGGUUGGCAUUACGAUUGUUGUCAUAGUGAUUGCUGUAUACUGGUGUUCAAGAACAGGAGAGAGAAGCUGACCGCCAACAAAACAUCAAACCAUGACCUACCACCAGUGUCGCUAAAGGGUGUGGUCAGUACUGGUGAGAUACAACCAUGCGAGAUGAUUGAAAUGGGUCACGAAUACGAGGAAGUGUCCAAGUUCCAACGAGUCGUCGGUGGAGAGUAUGAGAUCAUUGGAACAUGUACACCCUCACAGACAACUGGCUCCGAAAGCAAGACUCCUAUAAAAAUUGAGCCAUCAUCACCCACUCCACAACCCUCACAAGCGACUAAGGCUGCCGGAAAUAAUAUUAAGUUUACAGAGUGCGUUGCUUACAGUACGACCACCCACAGUCGUCCCCCACAGCCCACAAGCUUAUGAACACUGAAAUGCCCCCCUUGAUGCUGACUGCUAUAUACAUAUUAUAAUUAUAUAUGUAUCUGUACAUUUAUUUGCAAAUUGUGUGCAUAUAUUUGUGAAAACUC